AUGACGGGACAUGAAUACACAUUGGAGUUAUUACAUCGUAAUCAUUUACAAUGUGUUGAAGUGUUACGCAUGUCUCGCGAGUCAUUUGUACGACUAUGUGCUCAUUUUAGAGCACAUUACUCAUUAAAGGACAGCAAACAUGUAUCGGUUGAGGAAAAGAUGGCUAUGUUUUUGAUGAUGAUCGGCCAUAAUCAACGUUACGUGAUUAUCAAGCGGAGAUUUCAACACUCGAAGCAAACAAUUCAUAAAUUUUUUUAUGAAGUGUUGGAAAAAAUGAUGCUUUUCGCACAAGAUGUUAUAGUACCAACUUCUUUUAAUCCAAAUCCAAACAUUCCAGGACAUAAUAGGAGGCUACGACGAAUUUUCAAAGGAGCGGUUGGUGCACUUGAUGACACUUUGAUACAUGUUGUUGUUCCUGCCAAGAAACAAGACUUAUAUAGAAGCAGAGGAAAGGGAGAUUGCUACCAAAAUGUAUUGGCAAUUUGUGAUUUCAAUAUGAUUUUUACAUUUGUUGUGGCCGGGUGGGAAGGGGUAGCGCAUGACUCUAGAAUUUUAUCAGAAGCAGUAGCUGAUCCACAAGCUUCAUUCCCAUUUCCACCACCAGAGAAAUAUUAUCUUUGUGAUGUUGCGUAUGCACACACUCGAGGAUUUAUGGCCCCUUAUCGUAAUGUGAGGCAUUGGUUUGGAGAUUUUCGUAAAAGACGUGCAUUGACCAAUAAAGAAAAAUUUAACCAUGGACAUGCAAAACUUCAGAAUGUCAUUGAGCGUGCUUUUGGUGUUUUGAAAGCACGUUUCCCUAUAUUGAAGAGGAUGACACCAUUCCCGAGAGAAGGACUGAGUGAUGAGUAUUUCGCACGAUACGAUGAACUCAAUAUCUCGUUUCGAAAUAACAAUGGGACCUUUAAUGAUGAUGAAGAUGAGAUUCCAACAAAUGGUACUGCAGCAGACCGUGAAUAUAUGACACGGUUACGAGAUGAAAUUGCUGAUCAGUUGAUUUUAUUUCAGCAGCCUGCAGACGUUAAAAAACAAACAGUCUUUUUAUUGCAGACUGCAGAUGUUCAUAUCAAAGGAAUGGGUGGCACAGGUGAUGGUGAUGAUAGUGGUGGUGACGGUGGCGGGUGUAACGGUGGGAAAGGUGCGGGUGAAAAACAAACGCACGACACUAAAUAA
This is a messenger RNA of Lactuca sativa (garden lettuce), 1170 nucleotides long. The record is from RefSeq and is a predicted model, not a curated record. Lineage: Eukaryota; Viridiplantae; Streptophyta; Magnoliopsida; Asterales; Asteraceae.